Messenger RNA from Carassius gibelio (silver crucian carp), 12693 nucleotides. Its product is annotated as basement membrane-specific heparan sulfate proteoglycan core protein. Gene Ontology annotation, biological process: homophilic cell-cell adhesion; dendrite self-avoidance; axon guidance. Gene Ontology annotation, molecular function: cell-cell adhesion mediator activity; calcium ion binding. Lineage: Eukaryota; Metazoa; Chordata; Actinopteri; Cypriniformes; Cyprinidae. The coding region runs from base 463 to 11094 and encodes 3543 amino acids. The transcript has 83 exons. Gene Ontology annotation, cellular component: extracellular region; axon; plasma membrane. The record is from RefSeq and is a predicted model, not a curated record.
CUAGUGAGCUCCCUAUCUAGACAACAUAUUUGGACGUCGUUCUUCUGGGCAUCGUAUACGUUUCGAGUGGCUUUCAGCGUCUCAGACCCAUACAUGCUGUCUACCUAUGCAACUCCCUAGGAUUUGAGCGGCAGCCGUCGUCAGCAGUUCAACAUCAUCGCACUGACGUGAUCUGCUAAGGCAGUGCAUGCUGAACUUUCUGCUGCCCAAGAGAACAAAACGGAUAUUGAUAAGUCAACCAUCAGUUUCACUUCGUGUAACUCACAAGGACUCAACAGCAGACGGAUUUCUUUCCUUUUUGGUAAAUGAAGUCCCACCAAGUGUGGAACGGAGAAGCGACGUCGGCCUUGCUGUAAAAGAAAAGCUUCAAACUUUUGAGAAUAAAUCUAAUUCUCAGUGGCUUCAAGUGUCGGACUUUGAUUUCCCCAGCAGCGUGUUUGGAGUCGUGCUGGUUUGGCAGAAAUGGGGACGCGGAUACGUUCCCAUAAACUCACUCUUUUUAUCAUCCCUUUGAUAUUUACAUCGCAUUUGUUUAAUGUGGUUCAGAGCUCUAAAGUGUGGGAUGAGGUGCCUUUCCCAGAUGGUUUAGAGGAGGAAAACAUGCGGCCGGGAGGUUAUGUGGAUGAUGAAGAGUACUAUGAUCCUUCAGGAGAUGUUAGUGGAGAAGAGGAUGGAAGCACCCCUGAGCCGAGCACAGUUGAUCCAGACACACCUAUAACAAUUUACUAUCGGGCACUGGUGAACUUCACAAACUCAUUCCAAUAUGGGCCUGAACUUGAUGACAUCUCCUCUCCUGCUUUCAUGGAGAUAUCAUCUGCUGUCGUUGAUACGCUUGAGUCUGACUACAACAGGAUACCAGGACAGCAGACCGUCAAUGUGGUUCUCAUUAAGAAAAUUGACAAAGAUGUGUUUGUGGAGCUGGACGUCGGCUCGGAUAAUAACUUUAAUGAAACACAGAUCAGAGAUGUCCUGUUCUCCGUGGUUAAAGAGGGCACCAUUGCCUCUUACGAUACCUCAGUAAAAGGCUUCCAGUUCAGACGUCUUGGAGAAGUGAUUCCCAGUGCCAGAGAAUGUUUGUCAGAUGAGUUCAGAUGUCAGGAUGGGCUUGCGUGUAUCCCUGUGGUGUAUGUGUGUGACAAACGGCCUGACUGCAGUGACUUCAGUGAUGAAACGAACUGUGUUGUUCCUGUACGUCCUACUCCACCUACGCCUCCUAAAACCAGACCCCCACCUGGCCCAGGACCCUGCCGUGCAGACCAGGCCACCUGUCAGAACGGACAGUGCAUCUCACGGGACUACGUGUGUGAUGGGGAAACAGACUGCGCUGACGGCAGCGACGAGUUCAAUUGUGGAACUCCGACUCCCUGUGAACCCAAUGAGUUUAAGUGUCAGAACGGCCGCUGUGCUCUGAAACUGUGGCGUUGUGAUGGGGAUAAUGACUGUCAGGACAACUCAGAUGAGAUGAACUGCCCCACUAAAGGUCCAGGGGACACAUGUGCCCCAGAGCAGUUUGUGUGUUUGUCUGACCGCACAUGCAUUCCUGCCAGCUACCAGUGUGACGAAGAGCCGGACUGUCCCGACCGCUCUGAUGAAUAUGGCUGUGCACCUCCCGUUGUGACCGUCCCACCAGAAGAGUCCAUUGUAGUAUCGCGGGGGGAAACUGCAACCUUUACUUGUUCUGCCAUUGGUGUGCCUGUUCCCAUCAUCACAUGGCGUCUUAAUUGGGGACACAUACCAACCAGCAGCAGAAUCACAACGAGCAGUGAGAAUGGGCGAGGGACGCUCACCAUCCGUGACGUGAAGGAAGGUGACCAGGGCGCGUACAGCUGUGAGGCCAUCAACGCUAAAGGCCUAGUGUUUGCCAUUCCCGAUGGGGUCCUCAGCCUGUCUGAGAGACCAAAACCAGAUACUGCACCAGCUCCAUAUGUUGUGUCAUCCUCUCUGUACGUGUUAGCAGGUAAAUGCCAUGAUGGGCACUUUAGCGUGGGCCAUCACUGCAUGCCAUGCUUCUGUUUUGGCAUCACAAAGAACUGUCAGAGCACCGGUCGCUACCGCAGCCAAAUCACACUGCGCUUCACAGAGGAGUAUGACUUCAAAGGAGUCAAUGUGUCACUUCCUAAUCAUCUAAGCACUCCACCCCAUCUCUUCAACACUCAGAUGUUGAUCAAUCCAGAGAGUGAGGAGUUCCAGCUAGUGGAUCUUUCUCGCCAUUUCCUCGAACAAGAAUCUUAUUGGACUCUGCCUCGCCAGUUCCUGGGCAACAAGGUCGACUCGUAUGGAGGUCAUCUGAAGUUUAAGGUGAGAUACUCACUGCAGCAAUAUGGAUCUCAUCCAAAGGAGAAACCUGAUGUUGUGCUGAGCGGCAACGGGCAGAAACUUAUUUACCGUAGAGGCGACCCCACUUCACCUGACACAAUCAACCAUAGAGAGAUCAAGUUUACAGAGGAAAACUGGCAGCACUCUUCAGGAAGAGCAGUAACUCGUGAUGACCUCAUGAUGACCUUGGCCAGCUUGGAGCGCAUCCACAUUCGCACCAUUUAUGAUAACCACAUGUCCAGUGUCAGUCUGAGUGACAUCAGCAUGGAUACCACCACAAAAGAGUUCACCCCGCAGGGGACCCCGGGACACGUGGAGGAGUGCAGAUGUCCUGCUGGGUAUUCAGGCCUGUCUUGUGAGUCCUGCUCCCCUGGUUUCGAGCGGAUACCUGGACCCCACCUGGGCAUCUGUGCUGGCUGCAACUGCAAUGGUCAUGCCAGUGCCUGUGACCCCAUUAGUGGACACUGUCUGAGUUGUCAGCAUAACACAGAAGGACCUCUGUGUGACAAAUGCAAGCCAGGCUUCUUCGGUGACCCAAGUCGAGGACAAUAUGAUGACUGCAAACCCUGUCCUUGUCCAUACACAGAGACGUCUCGACGGUUUUCAGAUACUUGCUUCCUGGACCAUGACAAGCAGCCAACAUGUGACGCCUGCAGACCCGGUUACACAGGGCGACGUUGUGAGAGAUGUGCUCCAGGAUAUGUUGGCGACCCUAUUCAGCCCAACGGCAAAUGUGUCUUUUCUACUAGCCCAAAGUGUGAUAACAGAGGAACCAUCAAUCCCAUCAGCCAACCAUGCUACUGCAAGGCCAAUGUGGUUGGUGCUCUUUGUGAUGAGUGUAAGAAUGGCGCUUUUAAUUUGGCGGCUGAAAAUCCUGAAGGUUGCUUGCCGUGUUUCUGUAUGGGAGUUACAAAACAGUGUGCCAGUUCAACCUGGCGUAGAAACCAGGUUCGAGGUGGUGUCAAUGGCCAGCUCUUCACCCUUUCCAAUGCAGCAAACACUAGGACCAUCUCUGCGGGCAUCACCCAGAGAGCAAGUACAGAGGUGGUCUACCGAUCCUUCACCAGUAUCCCUAAUGACAUCUACUACUGGGUCCUGCCUCAGAAUUUUAGAGGGGACAAGGUCACAGCAUAUGGUGGAGAACUGCAGUACAGGAUGCAUUAUGAGACACAGGCUCGUUCACUAGUGAUUGAUAGACAACCUGAUGUGGUUCUCCAAGGCAACGGCAUCUCCCUGGAGCAUUAUUCACAGACCAAACCACUUCCUAGAGUACCAGCCACCAUCACUGUGAAUUUUAGAGAGUCUGCAUGGAGACGGUCAGAUGGACAGCCAUGUACUAGAGAGCACCUGCUGAUGGCUUUGGCAGAUAUCAGCUUAUUUAUGAUCAGAGCGACUUAUGCAGACAAUAUGGCUGAGAGCCGUAUCUCAAAUAUACAAAUGGACAUUGCAGUGCCCCAGCCUACAGGAAACGAGAGGGCUCUGGAGGUGGAGGAGUGUUCCUGUCCUCAAGGAUACACAGGACCUUCUUGCCAGGACUGUGAUGUCGGCUACACCCGUACACCGGGACUUUAUCUUGGCACCUGUGAGAAGUGUGACUGCCACGGGCAUGCCAGUGACUGUGAUUUAGACACUGGAGGAUGCCUGAAUUGCCUACAUAACACUGUUGGGAGGCGUUGUGAAAACUGCCUCCCUGGUUUCUAUGGAAAUCCAAGGACUGGUGAUCCACAGGCAUGUAGACCCUGUCCUUGUCUAGGACACUCUAGUAGCCAGCCUUUAUCUUGUUACUUGGACUCAGAUGAAGAGCCCACGUGUGAAUGUCCUGUUGGUUAUACUGGAAGACGCUGUGAAAGAUGUGCCCCAGGAUAUACUGGCAAUCCCCAACUUGGACAAAGAUGCACUCCAGGCGACGAUAAUGGUGAUUGUUACCGAUGUGACCAAAGUGGUAGCGAGGGAUGUAGCGGCACUGGAAUCUGUCGCUGCAAGAUGAACGUUGAGGGUUCAACAUGUUCCACUUGCAAGCAAGGGACCUUUUACCUCAGUCCUGCUAACAAAGAUGGCUGUCUGUCCUGCUUCUGCAUGGGCGUCACCCAGCAGUGCUCCAGCUCCAGACACUAUAGAGAUGUGGUUUCCACCAUUUUUGUCCCUGGCAACUACCAAGGUUUUGCUCUUGUAAACCGCCAGCGCACCAACCGAGUUGAUGGCGGCUUCUCCGUAGAGCUGUCCACAGAUGGAACACAACUCUCCUACACUAACUUUGACUAUCUUGGACAGGAGCCACACUAUUGGCAGUUACCCAGCAUUUAUCGUGGAGACAAGGUUGGUGCGUAUGGUGGAAAGCUGAAAUACACUAUCUCCUUUGUGCCAGGACCCCGAGGUUCUCCAAUAGAAGAUGCCGAUGUUCAGAUUAUUGGUAAUGACAUCACACUGGUGGCACGGCAACCAUGGAGAAGGGGGCAUGGAGCCAGAGAGUCACAGGACUUUGAGAUUGUUUUCAGAGAGGAACACUGGCAGCGUCCCGAUGGCAUGCCGGCAACCCGGGAACACCUGAUGAUGGUGCUCGCAGACCUCGAUGACAUCUUGAUCCGUGCCUCGUAUCACACAGAGAUGCGCUCCUCCAGUAUUUCAGGGGUCCUCAUGGAUACCGCUGUGCCGGAGUACACUGGCCUGGCCCAGGCUUUGGAGGUGGAGCAGUGCCAGUGUCCUCCCGGUUACCAUGGUCUGUCCUGCCAGGACUGCGCUCCUGGAUACACUCGCACAGGAGGAGGCUUGUACCUUGGCCACUGUGAGCCGUGUGAAUGCAAUGGCCACACAGACUCCUGUCACCCAGAGACUGGCAUCUGCACGAACUGCCAACACAACACCAUGGGUGAGCUCUGUGAACAGUGUGUCGACGGCUUCUUUGGAGAUCCAACUGCUGGAACCCCUGAAGACUGCCAAGCAUGUGCCUGCCCCGGCACUGACCCUGACAACCAGUUCUCUCGUACCUGUGAAAGUCUGGGUAACGGAGGCUACCGGUGCACUGCCUGUCAGCCCGGCUACACUGGCCAGUAUUGUGAACGCUGUGCGUAUGGUUAUGUUGGAAAUCCACAAGAGAGAAUCCCCUGCCGUAGUGCUGCUGCGACUCUGGAGGUGAAGGUGAUUCCAGAAAGGGUUCAGGUGGCGCAGGGAAUCCCAGUCACUCUCAGGUGCCAGGUGUCUGGAUAUCCACCACACUAUUUCCACUGGUCUCGUGAGGAUGGACGCCCAAUCUCCAGCACAGCAGAGAGACGCAGACAAGGAGCGGAGUUGCAUUUCCCCAGUGUGCUGCACAGUGAUGCUGGCAUUUACAUCUGCACCUGCCAAGACCAGCGCAGCUCCAAUCGAAGCAAAGCAGAGAUUGUUGUUACAACCUUACCAUCCAAACCGAUUGAAGUCUUUAUUGCGGAGCCCAAAUCACAGCGUGUGAAUGUGGGAUUUACAGUGAGCUUCGUCUGCACAGCCAAAAGCAAACUGCCAGCGUACACAAUUGUUUGGACCCGCCAGGGCAUCGACAAGCUGUCUAACCGGGCCAUGGAUUUCAAUGGAAUCCUGACCAUUCAGAAUGUGCAGCCUGAGGAUGCAGGCAUCUAUAUUUGCACGGGCUCCAAUAUGAUUGGAAUGGAUGAGGGCACAGCCAAACUCAAUGUCCCAGAGGCUUCUCAGUCACAGAUGUUUUACACAGCCUAUGAGAUGUUUGAAGGACAUAGAAAGCCUACUGAAGGCGCCCAGCCGGUGGCCGCAGUGAAUCCACCUGUGCUGACAGUCCAACAGGGCCAGCGGGCAGAGUUCCACUGCACAGUGACCGGCAACCCCACCCCUGCUGUGGAAUGGAUAGGUGGUCCUGGAAAACGAAUUGGGUCAAACGCUGUCAUUCGUAAUGGGCUGCUGACCAUCCCAUCGGUGGAUCAUGUGGAUGAGGGCGAGUACAUUUGCAAGGCUCUGAACACACAUGGCGAGCACACAGCCCGAGGAGUUCUUCAUGUUCAAAGUACAGGUCAAUCUCACGGUCUACCCCACGUACAAGUGAGCCCUCCACGGGUGGAAAUUCACGAGGGUGAAACUUUACGGGUGUAUUGCAGGGCCGUUGGCAGUCCAACCCCUGCCCUGACAUGGAAGAAGAGAGGUGGUUCACUGCCGCCACAGGCAAUUCCUUCUCACGGUUUCCAUCAAUUUAAAAGCAACAGUCUCGAUGUGUUACAGAGACGUAUUGAGGAGCUACAGGCCCGCGUGGAGCGCACUGACCUCAGCACUCUCUUCAUACCCAAUAUCAGGUCAUCUGAUGCAGGAACAUAUCUCUGUGUUGGAACCAACACUGUUGGUUCUUCAGAAGCACAUAUUGAUGUCUUUGUCAGCAGAGGACAAAUCAUCCCCUCUGGAGUCACCAUCCAGCCCUCUAUUGCUUCAGUAAUGGAGGGAGAGACUCUAGAUCUCAAUUGCAUUGUCCCAGGAACUUCUGCAGCAUCGGUCAGAUGGAGCAGGGCAGGCGGCCUGCUGUCAUCCAAUCAUCAGGUUUUGGGAACUCAGUUGCGGAUCCUGCAGGCCUCUGCAGAUGACACUGGAGAAUAUAUCUGUCAGGUGGAGGGUGGCCCAUUCCCCCAUCAGGCUUCUGUAUCGGUGUCUGUGACGCCCCUAGGUCUCCAGAACCCCAUUAUCUUCAUUGAGCCUCACAGCGCAUCAGUGAAGCAGGGCGAAUCAGUGAUCUUCAGAUGCAGGAUUCACAGCGGAGCCCAGCCGGUGCAUUUGGAAUGGAAACCCACCAACAACCUGCCCCAGCCAGAUAAUGUGAAUAUUGGACCUGGCAAUUCAGUCAUGACUAUAACCAAUGCUCAAGCCAAAAACCAGGGCACCUAUCGCUGCGUGGCCAGCAACCUGUUUGGAAUGACUGACAGCAUUGCAUCACUCAUUGUGAGAGAAUCUCCUAGGGCUGUAGUGACCCCUGCAGGACCGGUGCGAAUCAGGAUCGGCGAUCCCAUUAAUCUCGAAUGCCAGGCUGCUGGAGAGCCAAGACCCUCUGUCAGAUGGCACAGACUGGACAACAACCGCAAGAUGAUACUGAGCAGCCCCGUGCCGGCCGAUUCCAGUGCUUUCAUGCAGAUCUUAGUUGCACGGCCUGAAGACAGUGGCACUUAUGUGUGCACUGCACAGAACAACCAAGGCACAACUGAAACUCGAGUGGAGGUGUUUGUUGAAGGAGGGCCUCAGGUGCCGACUGUUCCCCAUGCCAGCGUACGUGAGCCUAUGAUAGUUGUGGUAGAGGGAUCAACUGCAACACUUCAUUGUGAUGCCCAUGGAUUCCCAAAGCCCACCAUCACAUGGUCUAAAGAACGGUCUUCUUUGCCUUGGAGACACAAAGUUGUUGACAACAGUCUGAUCUUAACUAAUGUGGGCCGUCAGGACUCUGGUCAAUAUCUCUGCAACGCCACUAACCACAUGGGCACCAGUGAAGUCACCAUCAUGCUGGAAGUAGACACCCCACCCUAUGCCACUUCCUUGCCCGAUGACGUGUCCGUGCGAGUGGGUGAAGUAAUCCGACUGCAGUGCCUGGCCCAUGGCACUCCGCCCCUGCGAUAUGAGUGGACCAAGGUCAAUGGCAGCUUGCCUCCUACUUCUCAGCAGCAACGAGGAGACCUCCAGAUCAAUCUGGCCAAAGAGAGCGAUGCUGGGACAUACAAGUGUGUGGCCAGCAAUAAGGUUGGCAAGAGUGAAGCGCUGGCCAGAGUCUCUGUCCGAUCACCCCUGUCAGUGAAAGUGUCCCCACAGGUGGAGGUGAAGGCUGUGGGCAGCGCUGUGGAGUUCACCUGUGCUGCUAAAGGAGGGUCUCACAUUGAGAUUGAGUGGCUGAAGGAGGGAGGAUUUCUUCCACCAAAUCAUCACAUUAAAGACGGAGUGCUCAGGAUCGAGAACCUUGAGCAAAGCAAUGAGGGAAUCUAUACCUGCAGAGCCACAAGUCUGUUUGGACAGGCUCAGGACAGUGGCAAACUCACCAUUCAAGCUCUACCCAAAGUGAUGAUCAACGUGCGCACAUCAGUACAGACGGUGAUGGUGGGCAGCUCAGUGGAGUUCGAGUGUCAUGCGAUCGGUGAUCCUGAGCCCACGGUGCGCUGGAGUAAAGUGGGAGGCUCUCUUCCUGUCCAUGUGGAGAUAAGGGGGAACAUCCUGAGGAUAGUUCGUGUUGCCGAGUCAGAUUCAGGACAGUACCGCUGCACCGCCACUAAUAAUGUUGGCUCGGAGUAUAGCCAGGUGCUCCUCAAUGUCCAGUCCUUGCCUCAGAUUUCUGAACAUCCUGAGUCAGUGGAAGUAGCAGUUGGCUCUGAUGCCGUCUUGUCUUGUAUUGCGUCUGGAUACCCAGUCCCAACCAUCACAUGGUCAAAGGUGGAGAAUGAGUUACCCCCUAAGUGCAGACACGAUGGACAUGUCCUGACAGUCCCUAGUGUCACACACUCAGAUGCAGGAAAGUAUGUGUGUACAGCUGCUAAUAAGCAGGGCAAAGUUGAGGCCUUCACUAAACUCUUGGUUCAUGAGAGAGUGAUGCCCUAUUUUACCCAGGAACCACUCUCGUACCUCACACUCUCCACUAUCAAAAACCCCUACAAAGCAUUCAGCAUCAGUAUAACCUUCAAGCCAGACAAUGCUGAUGGGCUCAUUUUGUAUGCCGGUAUGAUUCUUUAUAAUGGACAAAUGAAGACCACUGGCGCUGAUUUCAUGUCUUUUGGGUUGGUGGGUGGCCGUCCUGAAUUCAGGUUUGAUGUGGGCUCUGGUAUGGCAAAUAUACGUUACCCUUUUUCCAUUAAACUGGGGGAGUUUCACACUGUGAAGCUGUAUAGGAAUCAGACUCGAGGCUCUCUUUUUGUGGAUGGAGAAGAUCCUAUAAAUGGAACCUCACAGGGAAAAUUCAAUGGCCUGGACCUGAAUGAGGAGCUUUUUGUGGGCGGUUAUCCAAACUACAGCAUGCUUGCUAAAACUGCAGGCCUCAAGACAGGGUUUGUUGGCUGUAUCAAGCAGCUGAUUAUCCAAGGUGAUGAGGUUAUUUUCAAGGACCUUAAUAAAAAUUCCAUCGGAGUUUCAAAUUGUCCCACUUGCAAGGACUUCCCAUGUAAGAAUGGUGGAAUAUGUGAGAACUCUACAGCCAGUCUUUACAAAUGCAGUUGCCAGAUAGGAUACACCGGAAGCAACUGUGAGCAUCAGUCUUCCUCGCACUGUCACACAGAGGCCUGUGGACAAGAUGCCACCUGUAUUAACCAACCCAGUGGUUUGGGCUACGUCUGCCGCUGUCACUUGGGCAAAUCUGGAAACAAGUGCAUGGAUGGUACCCUGGUAAGAACGCCAUUGUUUGAUGGAGACAACUCUUAUAUUGCAUAUCCUCCUCUUACUAAUAUUCACGACGACCUCCGGAUUGAGAUGGAGUUCAAGCCCAUGGGUUCAGAUGGGCUGAUGUUCUUCGGCGGUGGCAAAAAGAUGAAAGUGGAGGACUUUGUGACGUUAUCCAUGGUGGACGGACACAUUGAGUUCCGAUAUGAACUUGGUACAGGUCAAGCAGUUCUACGCAGUCAGGAGCCCGUGUCUCUGGGUCAGUGGCAUCGCGUGGUGGCCGAACGGCUCAAAAAAGAAGGUUCCUUGAAGGUGGACCAUGCACAAGAGAUCACAAGGUCCUCUCCAGGCAAUGCCCAGGGCCUUAAUAUCCAUACACCCAUGUAUCUGGGAGGAGUGCCCAGCAUGGACAUCCUGCCCAAACCCGCAAAUGUUAGCAUGCUCUUUGAUGGAUGCAUAGGAGAGGUCUUCAUCAAUGGAAAGAAGCUGGAUCUAUCAUACAGCUUCAUAGAGAGCAGAGCCAUCAGCCAGUGUAAAGAUGGCAACCCAUGUGACCGCAGGCCUUGUCUGCACGGAGGCACCUGUAUUGCCACUGCAGAGUACGUGUACAAGUGCAACUGCUCUGGAGGAUACGACGGUGACCGUUGUGAAAUAGUGAGGGAGAGCUGUCGAGACUCCUCUCAGUGCAAGAACGGUGGCAGUUGUGUGGAUAACCACUGUGUGUGUCCCGCUGGCUACACAGGUCGGCACUGUGAGAAAGGGCAGGAGUCCAGCUUCACCGAGGCACCGUGGAAUUUGGAGGGUAAUUGGGGAAAUGACUCUCCUAUUGAAUAUUCUGCAUAUUUCCAUGACAAUGGAUAUCUGGCUCUUCCAAAGCCUAUGUUCCCACGAAGUGCUCCUGACUUUCCAGAGACCAUUGAGUUAGAGAUCAACACUGCCUCUAAAGACGGCCUCGUCCUGUGGCAGGGAGUGGAGCCUGCAGGCGCUCUUAGCCUCCGUAAGAAGCAUGCUAGUAUAAAGGAACUGGGAAGUCAAGGAAAGGGGAAGGACUUCAUAAGUAUUGGUUUACAGAAUGGACAUAUUGUGUUUAGUUACCAGCUGGGCAGUGGAGAGGCUCAGAUUCAAUCCAGUAAGCCUGUCAAUGAUGGACGGUGGCACAUAAUCACUGCAGUCCGAACGGGUAAGCAGGGCUACCUUCAGAUCGAUGGAGGAUCUGUCCAACAUGGGCAAUCUCAAGGCAAAAGCAUCAUGGUGAACACCAAGGGUAAUAUAUACCUGGGUGGAGCUCCAGACAUGAAAGCAUUGACCGGUGGAAAGUACUCAUCAGGUAUCACAGGCUGUUUGAAGAACCUCUCACUGAUGAACGCUCGUCCGGGAGAACAUCCAGCGCGACCUAUCGACCUGCAGGUCCACACAGAGGAGGGCAUCAACGUGGAGCGCUGCUUAACAUAGACGCAGUACUAAAACACUAGCAGAGACUAUAGAAAAAUACACACACUGAGGAACAUGCAUCUCUCAGACGCUUACAGGACAAACUACAGUCACACUUACACAGAGAUAUAGACUAAUAUGUGUUUCUUGGUGCUUCACCGCAACCAGAAAAACACACAGGAAAGGAUUCUUUGCUCUGUGCUGCAUUAAACCAAAAAGAAAAAGAGAAAGACAAAUUAAUGAUAUUAACAAGUCUUCAGUAUUUCAGUGUUUUAUGCUCAAUCAAGGAACUACAGUAUUAACACAGAAGCUCUGUUUACGUACUCCGAACAGUAGCUUUUUACCCAUGAGAAAAAGAUGACAAAAAUGGUUUAAAAAAUAAACACGAUGAGCCUUCUAUGGUGGGUCAGAUCCUAUGGAAUCGGAGAUUUUUUACAGCACUGAAUUUUUAUUUAUAAGCUUAUUAAUCUAUAAAUAUUAUAUAUGUGGGGGAAAUACAAGCUAACAAUAACCUGCUCGUUUGUGUUGCUAGCAGUGAUUCUAGGCUCUAACAAUGCGUGUCUGAGGUUUAGUGCCCAAGCUGUGUUUAUACUUGAAGAUUCUGCUGCCUUCUUUUACUCUGUUUGAGGGCCGGUGGGGGCGAGCAUGCUAAGGAAAGGGUCUCUGUGAGGUCACAGCACAGAAGACAUCCAGACACAUCUCAGGUGAAGAUUGUUGCAAGAAAAUACAAGUUGGGAGAACAUAUAUACAGUGUUGACUGCAUACAUUAGAAAUGACAUACCUUCCAUGCUUGGAAACGUUGUGUCUGCUAAAUGUGUCUGGUAAUAUAAAAAAAAAUAUGGUGCUAAAUUCAGACAUGAUAAAGGCAACAAAACAAGCACAUAUUCAUAGUUUCAGUUUCUUAUAAUAUUCACCUCUCCGAAUGGGUCUUAUUUGUUGUAAGUAAUAAAAGCUGUAGCUUUACAGUAAAAUGAAAAACUGUUUACUAAUUACAAUAUUUUGUUUAUAUUUUUUUUAUUAAAAGAAUUAAAAUUAUUACAAUUCUCAUAGUAGAUGACAAAUGUUGCAUAAAAGACUGCAGCAGUUUUAAAUGUUUAGAAAGUCUUUAUUUUUUCAGUCUUAUCCGUUUUCCACAGUUUUGCUGUUUACAACCACACUAACAUAUUAUUUUAUGAUAGAUUUGUAUGAAUGGUUAAGUGAGGUGUCUUUUUUUUCAUUACGUUCAUAGUCUUACACAGUGUAUAUUGAAAAAAAAGAGGAAAUGUACGUUAGCUUCAAGAGCCUCCAGAGGGUUAAUGGAGAAAUCAGUCUCAAUCUCAGUCAGAGUGUACAGGAAGUUGUUUUUUCUGGCUGCUCUCAUUGCAUAGAAAAAUGAAUGUGAGUACAGAGGAAAUUGAGUAGAAGGUCUACAGAGAAAAUACAGCCUAGUUAAACCCCUCUUUUAUCAGUGCUGUGACUUGGAGCUCUAAUGAACAUGCUCGCCCACAUGGGCCAGACAGGGGUCAAAGGUCACUUUGGCCUCUUGUAUCUUUUUCACCAUUUUAUGACUAAGGCUUGUCUGUUAAUAUUCUUUUUAAAAAGGAGCAUUACUACUUAAAUAAAGUUGCUUUACUUUUAUUA